AUGCGCACCUCACGAACAUCACAAGAAACGACAAAACGCCUACAAGCGCUGUCCCCCCGUCGCACGCGCGGUUCCACAAAUCCGGAUCUGAACCUCCAGCGCUUCGCGUACGACAACCCGCGCGAAAUCAAAGAUGAAGACGUCUCGUCGCUUUCGUCGGUGAACACUGUUGACAUCGAGGAUGUUCUCGAGCCGCCCGCGAAACGGCGAAAAGCCGCCCCUGUCCCUGCUGCACCAUCUGUACCAGCACGCGCGAGACAGACUCCGAACGGAGCACCAACGAAACGAACCCGCCGAACCCCAGCGCGAAAAAUCAAGACCGAUGGAGCCACAACAGUCCAACCGCCCUCUGACUGGGAAACAAUCUACAAUACCGUGAAGAAAAUGCGGGCGAUGAAUCCAACCGCGCCGGUGGAUACGAUGGGAUGCGCGGAAUUGUAUUGGCGGGCGUCGUCGGUGAAGGAUCAGCGGUUUCAUAUUCUGAUUGCGUUGAUGUUGUCGUCGCAGACGAAGGACACUGUUACUGCUGUUGCGAUGGGGAGACUGCAUACUGAGCUGGGAGCUGUUGAGGAGGAUAGCGCUGUUAAAAAGGAGGAGGACAUCGAGGACGGGGUAAAGACGGAGGAUGACAUUAAGAAAGAGGUCAUCAAGAAAAAGGACGACAUCGAGGAUGGAGCUAAGGAAGAGGACGUCAAGAAAGAGGACGGUGAAGAAAAUCAGGCCAGCACGCUAACCCUCCAAAACAUCCUAGCCGUCAGCCCACAACGCCUUAACGAACUCAUCCGCACCGUCGGCUUCCACAACAACAAAACCAAAUACAUCAAAGCCACAGCCCAAAUCCUCCACGAUAAAUUCAACUCCGACAUCCCCUCCACCGCCCCAGAACUAAUGUCCCUUCCCGGCGUAGGUCCCAAAAUGGCCUAUCUCUGCAUGAGCGCCGCAUGGGGAAAACACGACGGUAUAGGCGUUGACGUGCAUGUCCAUCGUAUAACGAACCUGUGGGGAUGGCAUAAGACCAAAAACCCUGAAGAAACGAGGGCUGCGCUAGAGUCGUGGCUGCCACGGGAUAAAUGGCAUGAGAUUAACAAGUUGUUGGUUGGAUUGGGGCAGACCAUUUGUUUGCCUGUUGGGCGUAAAUGUGGAGAGUGUGAUUUGGCUGGGACGAAGCUCUUGGUGACCGUAGGUGUAUACAGAGCCCCAAAGGGUAGUGAAUAUCACGGGACCUUUGAGUGGGUUGAGCUUCCACACAAUCAUCUUUUGUGGCCUCAUGGCCUCAAUGGCAUCUAUUUUAUAACACACAUCUACCUCUUGACAAUCUCUAUCUACGCUGAGCACUCUACAAUCUAUCCUACUCCAUCUAACCACUCUGCAAUGCCACCCAAACGCGCAAAGGCAGAGCAGCCACUACGCGAAGACGAAAUGGACAUCGACGAAAUCGAAGACGAACCUUUAUCACCUACGAAAGAUCGAAUGGAACCCAGCCCUGACUACACCCCAAGCAACAGCCGCCUCACCUUCUUCGACCUACCAGCACACAUUCGAACUCGCAUCUACCUCUUAUCAGGCCUGGCUCGGCCCUGCACGACCCGUAUCGAUACAGGCUGGCCAAGAAACUACCCGAGCAGAAACAACUUCUGUGAGCUGGAGCGAGAGGAUCUCCGCGUUUCUCGUCAGGGUGGCUACUACACUGCGGCUACGACUACUAGAUUCUGCACACAUCCCAAUUUUCCAAUGGCGUUGUUCAGGGUAUCUCGACAGAUGCAUAAGGAGGCGGCGCGGAUCUUUCUCAAGAAUAGUUUCGCCAUGCUUCUGGCUUACAGGUCGGAUUUGGACUACUUCCAGAUGUCGCUGGGGUGGGCGUUUAGCCGGUUACGGAGUUUGCAUAUCGAGCUAAGGCCUGGAGAUGGACGGUUUCUCAAGAUGCGUGGUGGAAUGCAUGGUACGGCGUGGAAUACGUGGGCAGCGUUUUGCGGGCAGGUUAAAGGGAAGAUGCCUGCUCUCGACGCGUUCAGUUUGAAGUGCAAGGUGCGGAUGCCCGAAGUUGCAGAUAAAUUGCUCGACCAUAUGCAGGGCUUCCCUGAGUUAUUAAGUUGUGGGGUUCACUUCAAUCCCUCUCCCGAUGAUGAGUUACAAGUCAAAGUCAGGCAGUUCUGCUGGAAGAUGACGGGGAGGCUGGAUCCUCCGUCGUUCCCGUUCGUGCGUCUUCCCAAGGAAAUGCAGUUGCUGGUCCUCGAGUUCCUCUUGACCAACCGUUCAGAUCCAUACUCGCCCCGCGCAGGGAACUCGUUAUCAGAGGGCUUUCGAUGUCUCGAGAGCGUGGUGACUUUUCAGAACCGUCGAUAUCUGCGAGCCCAUGAUGUCCGUCCUAUGAUGUGCUGCGGGACGUGCUCGCCCUCGCAGGCGAUGUGUUUCUGCUUCUCACGCCAGUGCGCAUUCUCCACGACCUGUUCCUGCUUCAGCACACCCCUACCGUACUUCCUCGUCAGCCGCGAAUUCUACAACAUGGCCCACCACAUCUUCUACUCGAAGAACGUCUUCGCCUUUGUCGAAGAGGAUCCCGAAGACAUGCUCCGCAUCACACAUAACAUCCCCACACCCACUUUCAUGCAAAUCCGACGUCUUGCAUUCAAAUUUCCCUACCACCACCGCAUGCCCUACCGUCUCAACGCCCAGAAAAUCGAAGAAACCGCCUUUAUUUCCUGGUCCGUGCUCCACCGGUUCAUCCGCGAACAUUUCGACCUCCCAAAACUAUCAAUCUCAGUCAUCGACGUCGGAGGCGCAGAUACCUUCUCGCGAACCAGGAUGAUAUCAUCUCGAAAUCGAUACCUGCGAAAGUUACUGCUCAGUUUCGCGGAUUUGAAGGGUUUACGCGAUUUCUGGGUAUUUCUCGCAGAUGAUCCUGGUUUUGAGGAGGAGGCGAAGGCGGUUGUGUUGGGGAGGAAGGAGGCUGAUGAUUCGAGGGUUUACGAGGAGGAUACUUUCCUUUACCGCGAGUUGUGAACGUAGUAUCAGUGGUUUAAUUUAUGAUUUACUUCUGCUAGAAUGUAUUAAUAAUAUCAGG
Molecule: messenger RNA, 3061 nt
Organism: Aspergillus ruber CBS 135680
Lineage: Eukaryota; Fungi; Ascomycota; Eurotiomycetes; Eurotiales; Aspergillaceae
Product: endonuclease III domain-containing protein
Exons: 3
Coding region: 1-3000 (999 amino acids)
Biological process (GO): base-excision repair, AP site formation; base-excision repair; nucleotide-excision repair
Cellular component (GO): nucleus
Molecular function (GO): DNA-(apurinic or apyrimidinic site) endonuclease activity; DNA binding; oxidized pyrimidine nucleobase lesion DNA N-glycosylase activity
Source: RefSeq, a predicted model, not a curated record